AUGCUCGAGCUCAAAGAGUCGCUCGCCGAAUGGAAGUCCGUGCCGGACGUGCACCACAUCGACGACGGCGCCUCGGCCGCCGACCGCCGACCGCCGGCGCAACGUGCGCUCAUCGCUCGCGGACCUGCGCGUGCUUCCGUGCCGACGACACCGGGAAAGGAUGGUCCGGCUACGGAGGGUGUAGAUCAAGACGUCGGCGGUGGCCAAGGCCAAACAAAGGAGGCGUCGAAGAAGAAGAAGAGGGCGUAA
Molecule: messenger RNA, 249 nt
Organism: Peniophora sp. CBMAI 1063
Lineage: Eukaryota; Fungi; Basidiomycota; Agaricomycetes; Russulales; Peniophoraceae
Source: the annotation of a GenBank genome assembly